Trematomus bernacchii (emerald rockcod) is the source of this 4027-nucleotide messenger RNA. It is a transcript of the gene hps5, whose product is annotated as HPS5 biogenesis of lysosomal organelles complex 2 subunit 2. Gene Ontology annotation, cellular component: cytoplasm. Gene Ontology annotation, biological process: developmental pigmentation. The transcript has 23 exons. NCBI's taxonomy places the organism in Eukaryota, Metazoa, Chordata, Actinopteri, Perciformes, Nototheniidae. The coding region runs from base 188 to 3742 and encodes 1184 amino acids. Gene Ontology annotation, molecular function: protein binding. The record is from RefSeq and is a predicted model, not a curated record.
AGCAGGAAGUCACCAGCUGAGCCUGGACAGGUCGCCUGGCUGCGGACACACAGGCGUGAGACUCACCGCUGUCUUUCCACAGAAAAAAGUGAAGAAACCCAGCGAUGUGACGGGGUUUUGGUGUGGAUCUGUAGACGGAAACACUGCUGUUUCUUCUGACAUUUGUUGUAAAGGAUCAGCAGUGAAGAUGCCUCUGAUACCAGUUGUGCCAGAGAACCACAGUCAUGUCCUGGCAGAGUUUGACUGCCUCGAUCCGCUUCUGUCUGCUCUCCGUUUAGACUCUGGCAGGCUAAAGUGUACCUGUUUGGCAGUCUCAAGGAAGUGGCUCGCAUUAGGAACAUCAGCAGGAGGGUUGCACCUGAUCCAGAAGGAGGGCUGGAAACAAAGGCUCAUCCUCACCCACAAGGAGGGAUCUAUUACUCAGGUGGUGUGUUGCCCUCAUGAUGAAGACUUUAUCGCGGUUGCAACAAGUCAGGGUCUGGUGGUGGUGUGGGAGCUGCAGCUGGAGCGGAGGGGUCGUCCGGAGAGAGUGAGUGUCUCCUGGGAGCACAGAGGCCAGACCAUCACGUCACUCUGCUGGGACACAAGCACACUCAGAGUGUUCGUCGGGGACACGGGAGGCAAGGUGUCCUUUCUGCGUGCGGGAUCCUCCAAGCUGGGCAAGGGGUCAACAUUCGUUAUCUUCCCUGUUCAGACCGUCACCACUGUGGACUCCAGAGUGGUUCAGCUCGGCUACCAAGAUGGCCGCCUGCUGGUGUCUUCCUUGAGCCGCUGCUACCUCUGUGACACAGAUAGGGAGAAGUUUUGGCGUGUUGGAUAUAAGGAGCGUGAUGGAGAGUAUGGAGCGUGUUUCUACCCUCAGAACAGAGGCUUAUUGGUUGGACAGCCCCCCCUGCUGUACUCCGCCCGGCCGGGGUCUCGAAUAUGGGAGGCCAGCUUCAAUGGAGAGGUUCUGAGCACCCAUCAGUUCAAACAGCCCCUGGCCUGUCCUCCUCUCCCUCUCAUCACCUACAGAGAUGAGCCACAUUACAACCCAGCACAGAAGAGCCCGCAGUCAAUCGCCUUCACUAAACUGCUUUACUUUGGAGACCAGAACUUGCUGACCUGGACUGACUCUGCAAUUUAUAUCUUCACACCUCAGAACGGACAAGUGCUUCUGUGGACUGAAGUCAAAGACUUGGUUAAUAUUGCAGUCUACCGCAACGAGCUCUUCUGUCUCCAUGGCAGCGGGCGUCUGUCCCACCUCUCGCUGCUGUCUGCUGAGCGCUGUGUGGAGCGUCUGCUGCGCAGGGAGUCCUGGCCUCUGGCGGCUGGGGUCUGCUGUAUGUUCCAGCACACAGUCACCAGCAGCAGGGCCAGGAAAUCAAUUCCCAUCGACCGCCUGGAGCACCUCAGGUCUCAGCUCAGCUCCAGCACACACCCCGAGCUGUGUGUCCAGCUGGAGGAAGUCAUCUCCAAACUGGAGCCUCUGGACUCGGCCUCCAGCAGCCGCAGGAGCAGCAUCUCCUCACACGAGAGCUUCAACGUCCUGGACUGUGGGAUCUAUCGUGUGAUCAGCCGCAGAGGAAGCCAGUCGGACGAGGAGACGAGCUCCCUCAUCAACCAGUCAGCGUCCGAGGAGGAGCGCCUCAAAGAGUUCAGUUUUGUGCAGGAGGAGGAUCAGGUGGAUCAUGAUCCUCAGAGCGCUGAGCGAGUGGAGGCCGAGCGAUCCGAUUCAGGCCUGCAGUUCCACCUCCCCCUCUCAUUUCGCCCCAAACCCCCCCGCAUCGCACUGCAGGCCGUCAAAGACAGUGUUUCUAGUUUUGUUAAGAAGACAACGGAGAAGAUCAACACCCUCCAGAUGAACACCCUCCAGAUGAACUCUGAGCUCUGGCAGCGGACUGAAUUCAGAGAGGGCGGACAGGCAGAAAUCUCAGCCACGACUUCGUUCUCAGAGGAAAUGGACAAUGAAGUUUAUGAUGAAAUGCCGACCAUAGAGUCCGACAUGCAGGAUCUUCGGUCCGCGACAGAGCGAGCUAUCUCCCAGAUUCAAGAUCCUUUGGUGCUGCUGGACCCAGACUGCCUGGGGGAAACUCUGCUGGAGUGGCUGGUGGUGCUGGAGCGAAUCCUCGGACCUGCUGAUCACGGGUCAGCCGCUGCAGGUGAUUCAAUAACAGAUGGUCUAGGAGAAGAGCGUUGGGAUUAUCUAAACGCCUGCUCAGAGCAACAAGAGGAGUCUUCGUUGUCGUCAGGUGAACCAAGAGAGAGCAAGACAGAGGAGAAGACAGAGGAGAAGAAGACAGAGGAGAAGACGGAGGAGAAGAUGGAGGAGAAGACGGAGGAGAAGACGGAGGAGAAGACAGAGGAGGAGAAGACAGAGGAGAAGAAGACAGAGGAGAAGAAGACAGAGGAGAAGACAGAGGAGAAGACAGAGGAGAAGACAGAGGAGAAGACCGAGGAGAAGACCGAGGAGUCUCCUGAGCUCGGAGAAAAAGAGGACCGGUGUGACUCCUCUGAGAAAGAGCAUGAAGUUUCAAAUGAGACUCGUCCAGAUCCGGUCCGAGUGGCGUCUCCUAAACCUGUACCAACGGAUCUCCUGGCCGAUCUCAACCAGCUGGCCACGCUCUACACGGAGCUGAGCUGCUUCAGGAAGGAGGAGAAUGAACGAGCUUUGGGAUGCAUAGCUUUCCUGCGCCGCUACUUCUUUCUGCUGGACCAGGAGCGUGUGAGGAGGAUGUGUCUGCUGUGUCAUCAGGAGCAGCCCGAGGCGCAGCGCUCCUUCACCGAGGCCAUGCUAGAUGUCACUCAGCACAGUAAGGUGGUGGAGGUGAUUCAGAGAGGAGAUCUGCUGAGGUCUCUGCGCAGUCUGAGAGAGCUGCAGCCCUGCAGUGCCCCCCCUCUCCUCGCUCACUUACACAGGCUGUAUGAGAAGCACGGGGAGGCGGCUGUGCGCUCGUUUACGCAGUUUUACCCCACGGUAACUCCUGCUGAUAUCAUGACCAUGGCUCAGCAAAGCCACUUCCUGGCAUACCUGGAUAAUCUGGUCCAAUCUCGAACUGAAGAGGACAGGUUGUCAUUUUUGCAGUCCCUUCUUGAACCAGAAUCACUCAGACAGGAUUGGCUGGAGCUGGCACUUACCCACGAUGCACCUCAACGCUGUGACACGCUGACCCCCGAUGGAGAGCCCAGGUGGCACUCUCACUGUUUCAGCUGGGGUUACGGACGCCUCCUGUCUCUCCUGAUCCGUCUUCCUGCAGAUCUGUCCUCCAAGCAGAAGAUGGCGGAGACGUGCCGCAGUCAUGGAUACUGGACGGGCUACAUCUCGCUCUGCUGUGAGCUGCAGCGCCGCACCGAGGCGUUCUCCGCCAUCUGUCGGCUGGAUGACAUCAGUCUGCUGCAGGAAGCUGGUGGAGUGGAGCCUCAGACCCUGGAGGAGUGGAAGCUGUUGAUCCGGUUGUCUCAGCGCUGCAGCGGGGCCUCAGACUCAGAUCAGCUGACCGGUGUGAAUGGGAGCGGCUGGUCCAACGGCUCAGAGGACUGUGGAGGGAAGAUGAGCCCGGAGACCCUGACCCUGAUGCUGGCUCGCUGCGCCGGACCCGACCGCACCAUGGCCGUCCUGGAGGAGUGCGGGGUGCAGCUCGACCUUUCACCCCACUCCAAACUGGUCUGUGAGCUGCUGAGAGUGACUGAGAAGAGGCAGAGAGCGAUGAUCCAGACGAUGCUGGAGCGCUGCGAUCGGUUCCUGUGGUCUCAGCACGCCUAACUGAAGACCAGCUGCAGCUUCUCUACGUAAACAACAUAACUAACACUGAAAUGUACCUGCUGUGAAGCUGCAACCCAAUGUAUGCGCUGUAAUUAAUGUCAAAGCUUUCAAGUUCAAUGAAGGAACGUGUCUUCCCAGUAAAAACAGUAUUAUUACUUUGAACAUUGGCACGGACCUUGCUGGAUCACGGAUACUUUUUUUAUGAUUUACUUUUAUCAAAACUCUUUAUAUAUAUGAAAAUGAACUAACCAGGUAACACCAUGUGAAUAAAAACUGUCUAUAAGA